Molecule: messenger RNA, 1568 nt
Organism: Mustela erminea (ermine)
Lineage: Eukaryota; Metazoa; Chordata; Mammalia; Carnivora; Mustelidae
Product: methyltransferase-like protein 17, mitochondrial
Exons: 14
Coding region: 220-1461 (413 amino acids)
Biological process (GO): translation
Cellular component (GO): mitochondrial small ribosomal subunit
Molecular function (GO): structural constituent of ribosome; methyltransferase activity
Source: RefSeq, a predicted model, not a curated record
GUCUCAUCAUUUCCGUUUCCUGCUCGCCUCCGGUGCCAUGGCGACCGUGAGGGGACUGAGGCAUCUGCUGACAUGUAGCAGGUGGCGCCGCGGCAGUGGAGAAGCUCCCCAGUCUCGCACGCUCGCUGCCGUCGUUCCGGGCAUAUCCCAGGUCGAUAACAAUUCCGAUUUUCUGGGAAAGACGCCCCAUCGCCGGCACCCCGGCAUCUUGCAGCUGCCAUGCAUAAAGGUGCCGCCAGCACUGGCUGCCGCUGCGCAGUUCCUGCUGCUCGUGAUGCGUUUCAUCUUUGGCCCAUAGAGAGCUCGAUGCCCAAUGUGGAGAAGCAGGUGCAAGCACUGACCAAUUAUCUGUGGAGCCGGCGUUUACCUGUAGAGCCCCAGGAGUUGCAAAGACGGGCUGUCCAUCUUGAGAAGAAAUUCCUGGAAAACCCAGACUUAGGUCAAGUGGAGGAGAAACUUCGUGAAGCUGUGCUGCGAGCCCUGCGCAAAACUACAUACCAUUGGCAAGAACUGAGCUACAAUGAGAGCCUGAGCCUGGUAUAUAUGGCCGCAAGACUGGAUGGUGGCUUUGCAGCAGUCUCCAGGGCAUUCCAUGAGAUCCAGGCUCGAGUUCCAGAGUUCCAGCCUCAAACCUUAAUGGAUUUUGGCUCGGGUACUGGUUCUGUCACUUGGGCUGCUCAUAGUGCCUGGGGCCAGAGCCUACGUGAAUAUUUGUGUGUGGACAGCUCAGCUGCUAUGUUGGUUUUGGCAGAAAAGUUACUGAAAGGUGGUUCAGAAUCUGGGGAGCCUUAUGUUCCAGGUGUCUUCUUCAGACAGUUUCUACCUGUAUCACCCAAGGUACAAUUCGAUGUGGUGGUAUCAGCCUUCUCCUUAAGUGAGCUUCCCAGCAAGGCUGACCGCACUGAACUAGUCCAAACCCUAUGGCGCAAGACAAGUCAUUUUCUGGUAUUGGUAGAGAAUGGAACAAAAGCUGGGCACUCCCUUCUUAUGGAUGCCAGGGACCUCGUCCUUAAGGGAAAAGAGAAGUCACCUUUGGACCCUCGACCUGGCUUUGUCUUUGCCCCAUGUCCACAUGAACUUCCCUGUCCCCAGUUGACAGCCUCUAAGCCCCUGGCCUGUAGCUUUUCUCAAGCUUACCACUGCAUCCCCUUCAGCUGGAACAAGAAGAAGCAAAAAGAGGAAAAGUUCUCAAUGGUAAUUCUUGCCCGGGGGUCUCCAGAGGAGGCUAAUCGCUGGCCCCGUAUCACUCAGCCUGUCCUUAAACGGCCACGCCAUGUGCAUUGUCACCUGUGCUGUCCAGAUGGACAUAUGCAGCAUGCUGUGAUCACAGCCCGCCAGUAUGGCAGGGAUUUGUAUCGUUGUGCUCGAGUCAGCUCCUGGGGAGAUCUUUUACCUGUGAUCACACCUUCAGAGUCGGAGCUUCCUCUGUCCCCUGCUGACGACAAGGAUUUUCUUACUUAGGCCUGCCAAGGCUGAAGCUCCCUGGUAUCCAGGGUGGGAGUGCUGGCAGCCCUAUGUAUGUUUGCUUGAGGCUUUAAUAAUAAUAAAAAGUUUUCAAAGAGUAGAAA